Molecule: messenger RNA, 936 nt
Organism: Caenorhabditis remanei
Lineage: Eukaryota; Metazoa; Nematoda; Chromadorea; Rhabditida; Rhabditidae
Exons: 6
Coding region: 1-936 (311 amino acids)
Molecular function (GO): carbohydrate binding
Source: RefSeq, a predicted model, not a curated record
AUGGCGUCAAUUUUCCGUCGUCUUCUAAGUAUCCGAAAACCGAAGAAAGUGUUGACUCGAAAGGAUUCCAUCACUGGUCGUAAUCACACAUUCGAAGUGCCGUACUUGUCUCGACUCGACGGAAACCAAUUACAAACGGGACAAUCGUUGAUUGCCAGAGGAUACAUUACAGGAAGCGAAGGAUUCAUUGUCAAUCUGACAUCUGGUCCAAGCGUUGAACUAGAUGACAAUGGAACCGGACAACUCGAUGAUCGACUCCUAGCUCUCCGAGUCGAUCUUUCAAAAGGAAAAGUGUUUCUCAAUGCAUGCAUCAAUGGACAGUGGGGAAAAGAAGCAUUCGUAAAGCAAUCCUACAAGGAGGGAGACGAGUUUGACAUCCGAAUUCGAUGCUUCGAACAGCAUUUCGAGAUUUACGUAGAGCAUAAAUUGAUUGCCAACUUCAAACAUUAUGUUCCAAUGAGCAAUAUCUCUCAUAUCUAUGUCACUGGAGAUGUUCGACUCUACGCGGUUUCGUGGGAAGGAAAACUUUAUAACAUGCCGUACACUGCUGACAUCCCAGGGAAUUUCUAUGUCGGUAGAAAACUGUUCGUCUCUGCAAUUGCUGACAAGAAACCAAAAGAUUUAUCGAUUGAUUUCUUCGCUGGAGAAGAUGUUCCAUUCCGAUUGAAUGCCUCGUUUAUUCAAAAGAAAAUUCAAAGAAGCAGCGAGAUUUCUGGCACCAAAUCGACUCCAGAAACCACGUUCGAGGGGAAGAAUAAGUUUCCGUUGAAAGCGAAACGAUCCUUCGAUAUUUUGAUCUACGCUUCUGAUGAUAAGUUUUUGGUUUUCAUCAACGACGUUCUCUAUUGCACAUUCGAUCACCGUAUGCCUGCUGCUAAAAUCGAACGUCUACAAAUCAAUGGAGACAUCCAGCUCAUCGGAGUUCAUAUAAAGUAG